Molecule: messenger RNA, 1446 nt
Organism: Populus euphratica (Euphrates poplar)
Lineage: Eukaryota; Viridiplantae; Streptophyta; Magnoliopsida; Malpighiales; Salicaceae
Exons: 6
Source: RefSeq, a predicted model, not a curated record
AUGGCCGAAGAAGAUAAUCAAUCACUUCAUAAUGAGAAUAAUGAGAAUAAUCAUGCUAAAACACUUAGAGACCACAUGAAUCCCACAAGAACAAAUAGGCAAAUGGUUGAAUUGAUGUGCAAUGGAACUUUUGAAGAUAAAGACCCUAAUGAAGCAAUGGAGUACUUAGACUUGUUAGCAGAAAAUGCUCAAAAUUGGGACACCGCGGGUACUUAUGAGGCACCGAGUAAAACUCAACCUCAUACAUCUAGUGGAGGUAUGUACAACCUUAGGGAAGAUCAUGACCUCCAAGCCAAGUUUGCAUCUUUAGCUAGAAAAGAAUGUCUCCAUGAACAAGCCCAUGCUUUAAACAGUUUCCAAAGGGCCAACCACAACCCAUACUCCCAAACAUACAACCCUGGUUGAAGAAAUCACCCAAAUUUCAGUUGAAAGAGUGAGAACAACAGUGCACAAACUUCACAACCACCGUUUCAAGCACACCACAAUUUCCAAAAUUCUCAUGGAUAUGUACCUCCUUAUUCUCCACCUUCUAGAAAAAAUCUUGAAGAAACAUUGCAUGCAUUCAUUGAAAAGCAAGAGACAAUCAAUACUCAGCUUGCUCAAAACAUGACAGAUUUUAAAGAUACUUUUGCAAAAUUAACAUUUGCUCUCAGUUUCCAAGAGAAAGGUAAGUUUCCAUCUCAACCACAACAAAAUCCCAAAGGGCAAUACAAUGCAAAUGCAAGUAGUUCCGGAAGCCAACACAUGGAUGAAGUCAAAUCAGUCACUACUCUGCGCAGUGGUAAGGUUAUUGAAAAACCCUCUCUUGAACCUUAUGAGAAAGAUGAUGAGUCAAUCUCUGAGGGUAAGGAAGGGGUUGAAUCUGAAAAUUGCAAAGAAAAGACCGAUUCACCACCAGCACUUCCAUUUCCUCACGCCAUGACCAAACAAAGGAAAGUCAAUCACAACUCUGAAAUUUUUGAAAUUUUCAAACAGGUUCCUUCCUAUGCUAAAUUUUUGAAAGAUCUAUGCACUGUGAAGAGGAAACUGAAUGUGAAAAAGAAAGCCUUUCUAGCCGAACAAGUAAGUGCUAUUCUUCAGAACAAUAAUGCUUUGAAAUAUAAAGACCCUGGUUGUCCUACAAUUUCUUGCUUUAUUGGAGAGCAUAAAAUUGAAAGAGCCUUACUUGAUCUUGGAGCUAGUGUGAAUUUACUUCCAUAUUCAGUUUUUCAAAGUCUCAAUCUAGGACGUCCGUUUCUUGCAACCUCUAACGCAUUGAUUAAUUGUAGGAAUGGACUGAUGAAGCUAUCAUUUGGAAACAUGACAUUGGAGAUGAAUAUUUUCAACAUUUGCAAGCAACCUGGAGAUGAUAAUGAUUUGCAAGAAGUAGAUCAUAUUGAUGAAUUAGUUUAUGAUCAACUUGAAUCUACUUUAAGUAAAAAUGAAUUGGAUGAAACUGAAGAUUUG